CACUUUCGACGUUCGCAGUGACUGACGACGACCAUGGUCUUUGACAAGACGUUCACGGUGGCGACGCGGCCCGCGGCCUCGAUGGCGCUGCAGACGGCGGCGCUGCAGAGCAUCCAACGCGUGGCGGGCAAUGCCAAGACGCUCAAGGACCUCGCCGAGACCUUCCUCGCCGACUUUGAGGCGUCGCAGGGUCAUGGCUGGCACGUGAUCGUGGGCAAAGACUUUGCCGUCGACGUGCGCUACCGCAAAGGCUGCGCGGUGAUCCUCUUGCACAAGUCGACGAGCACCAAACUCGUCUUGUACCGGGCGACGCACACGUCGGCGACGCCCAAGCUCAGCGCUGACGUGCCUGCGACUGGGGCGCCUGGCCUGAAGAGCACGAUCAUGGAGUCGGACAUGGCUCCCAGCCAUGAAGCGGCGCUUGUCCGCAUGUGCGAGCGUCUCGUCGGCCUCAACUCGACCGAAGACAUGGUCGCCGACCUCAAGGCGUACCUGGUGCAGAGCUAUGGCAACACGUGGCACGUGGCGGUCGCGGCCAACCACGAUCUGUGUGGCGCUGUGCACGCAACGCCGGGCACGUACUGCGAUCUGACGCUGACGAAAGGCAAGCAGUGCACGCGCUUUGUCGUCUUUCAGAGCUCGGGCUUUGACGCGACCGUCGACUUGCUCACGCUUCUGCACCGCGUCGCGCUCGUGGUCGCGAUGAUGGCCGGCGUCCUCUUCCUCUUUUACAAGACGAGCUACCGCGUCGAGUGCUUGGACGAAGCCGCGUGCUCGGCCAACGAACACCGCGUCGCCAAGUCGAGCGAGUGGUGGCAGUUUGUGACGACGCUGGCGGUCGUUGCGUUGAUUGGCCUUGCGUCUGUGCUGCGCAUGAGCCGCAACACGAUCCGGCAAAAGAUCAAGCACGUGUAGAGUCAUUGUCGACGAUAGAUAAGAUGCAUCACCAGUACGAAUAACUGCACAUGCG
This is a messenger RNA of Saprolegnia parasitica CBS 223.65, 970 nucleotides long. RefSeq lists its product as hypothetical. The record is from RefSeq and is a predicted model, not a curated record. Bases 34 to 915 code for a protein of 293 amino acids. Gene Ontology annotation, biological process: microtubule-based process. Lineage: Eukaryota; Oomycota; Saprolegniomycetes; Saprolegniales; Saprolegniaceae. The transcript has 5 exons. Gene Ontology annotation, cellular component: dynein complex.